Dioscorea cayenensis subsp. rotundata (Guinea yam) is the source of this 564-nucleotide messenger RNA. RefSeq names its product gibberellin 2-beta-dioxygenase 8-like. The transcript has 2 exons. The record is from RefSeq and is a predicted model, not a curated record. The coding region runs from base 1 to 564 and encodes 187 amino acids. Gene Ontology annotation, molecular function: dioxygenase activity. Lineage: Eukaryota; Viridiplantae; Streptophyta; Magnoliopsida; Dioscoreales; Dioscoreaceae.
AUGUCGGAACUUGCCUGUCUGAUUGCUGGAGUUCUAGCUGAGAAUAUGGGUUACUCUGGUCAUUCUUUCCUGGAAAAUUGCAACAAAAACACAUGCUUCAUACGUCUGAAUCGAUAUCCCCCAUGCCCAUUCUCACCAGAAACCUUUGGAUUGACACCUCACACUGACAGCGACUUCCUAACUAUCCUAUACCAGGAUCAGGUAGGAGGACUGCAGCUGAUGAAGGACUCCAAAUGGGUCGCUGUCAAACCAAAUCCACAUGCUCUAAUUGUGAACAUUGGCGACCUAUUUCAGGCAUGGAGCAAUGACAUUUACAAGAGUGUGGAGCACAAGGUGAUGGUCAACAGAAAGGUGGACAGGUACUCCGUUGCCUACUUUCUAUGCCCAUCAUAUGAGUCCACCAUAGGAAGCUGCAAGAAGUCCUCCCCUUACAAGAGUUUCACCUUCGGGGAGUUCAGGCAGCAGGUACAAGAGGAUGUAAAGAGGAAUGGACACAAAGUAGGUCUGUCAAGAUUUCUCCAGUACAACAACCAGCAAAUACAAAAAGAAAUGGCCCCGCAUUAA